CUCAGGGAGCACUAGGGCGGGGCCACAGCGGCGUUUGAAAGGAAGGCGCGCACGACCUGAGCGGCGGUUCGGCCAGCGACUGGGAUGUCGGUGUUGCGGCCUCAGGACCAGCUGCCGGGCCUGAACGCGGCCACCAUCUUGCUGGUGGGCAAGGAGGAUGCUCUUCUGCAACCGCUGGCCGACUCGAUACUCAAGGAGGACUGCGCCUCCACGCUGCGGGUUUUCUUGUUUUCCAGCCACUUGGCACAUUCCCUCCCUCUGCCCUCCGAUGUGAAUCGCCCCCGAAUUGACCUGAUUGUGUUCGUGGUCAACCUUCACAGCAAAUACAGCCUGCAGAACGUGGAGGAGUCCCUGCGCCACGUGGACGCCGCCUUCUUCCUGGGGAAGGUGGGCUUCCUGGUCACCGGCGCCGGGCGGGACAGCCACUGCAGCGUCCACCGGAACAGCGUGCAGAAGCUGGCCCGAGCCUACCGGAGCCCCCUGCUCUUCUGUGAUCUGGAGGUGGAAAGCUUUCGAGUCACCAUGGCGCAGCGUCUGGUCCGCAUGCUGCAGAUCUGUGCUGGCCACGUGCCCGGCGUCUCGGCCCUGAACCUGCUGUCCCUGAUGAGGAGCUCAGAGAACCCCUGCCUGGAGGACCUGUGAGGUCCUGGGCCAGGGGUCACUUCCCCACAGGACCCUAACUCUGUGCUCCCGCAGGAGGGCUCGGGGGAGCCCCACGGGCGGAGCAGCCCACGCCCACGCCCUCUCCAGCGGAGCCUGUCUCUUCCCCUCGGACUCGGUCCAUUUCCACUCAAGACUUCAUUUGAACAAAGAGUCUGUGACCAAAAACAGCUAGAAAUUCAUUGGU
Molecule: messenger RNA, 847 nt
Organism: Myotis daubentonii (Daubenton's bat)
Lineage: Eukaryota; Metazoa; Chordata; Mammalia; Chiroptera; Vespertilionidae
Gene: CENPM
Product: centromere protein M
Source: RefSeq, a predicted model, not a curated record